Molecule: messenger RNA, 1578 nt
Organism: Alnus glutinosa
Lineage: Eukaryota; Viridiplantae; Streptophyta; Magnoliopsida; Fagales; Betulaceae
Product: chitinase 2-like
Exons: 1
Coding region: 33-956 (307 amino acids)
Biological process (GO): carbohydrate metabolic process
Molecular function (GO): hydrolase activity, hydrolyzing O-glycosyl compounds
Source: RefSeq, a predicted model, not a curated record
GCAUCCAUUUCACUCCAACAUACUCAGUUACAAUGGAACUGUCAAAGAUCUUCAUUACCCUUCUCCUUAUUGAAGCUCUAUUCAUCUCGAUCUCCCACGUACAAGUCCAGGCAGCCCCCACAAACUCAAACCUCUUCAGAGAAUACAUAGGUGCUAAAUUCAAGAACGUUAAAUUUACUGAUGUUCCCAUAAACCAAAAUGUUGAAUUCCACUUCAUUCUCUCCUUUGCUAUAGACUAUGACACCUCAGGCUCCCCUUCUCCUACCAAUGGAAAAUUCAACAUCUUCUGGGACUCUCAUAAUCUCAGCCCCUCUCACGUGUCAUCCAUCAAGAACACCCACUCAAACGUGAAGGUGGCCUUGAGCUUAGGAGGGGAUACUGUGGGGAAUGCCUUUGCUUUCUUCAGCCCCUCCUCAGUGGAUUCAUGGGUUUCUAAUGCUGUUUCUUCACUCACAAGGAUCAUAAAGCAGUUCCAUUUGGAUGGGAUUGAUAUUGACUACGAGCACUUUAAGGGUGAUCCCAACACCUUUGCAGAGUGCAUCGGACGGCUCAUAACAACUCUGAAACAAAAUAAGGUAAUCUCAUUCGCUUCCAUAGCUCCAUUAGAUGAUGAUCAAGUUCAGAGCCAUUACUUGGCCCUUUGGUGGAAAUAUGGGGACCAAAUAGAGUAUGUAAAUUUCCAGUUUUAUGCGUAUCAUAAGGGAACCUCUGUAUCUCAAUUCAUAAACUUCUUCAACACCCAAAGCUCCAAUUACAAUGGUGGUAAGGUGUUAGCAAGCUUUAUUACCGUUGGAAGCGGUGGAUUGUCACCUGAAAAUGGAUUCUUUACUGCCUGCAAUAGUCUCAAGAAUCAGCAAAAACUUCAUGGUAUCUUUGUUUGGUCCGCUGAUGACUCCAAGGCAAAUGGUUUCCGCUACGAGAAGCAAUCACAAGCACUUUUAGCAGCUCCCCGCUAGUAUUUACUUCAAAUUACAACUUCUGUAACUUAAAAAUUAGGGGUAAUUACUUUUUCCCCCAUCAACUACCAGCUAUUGUCAACAUGCCCCCAUGAACUGACACUUCAACCAAAAGAGAGCAUCCAACUACCAACUUUACACACUUUGCCCCAUUCCGUCAAGGAAUUCCGUUAACUUGGACGGAAUAUUUCAUUUUUGGGCGUUAAUUUUGGUUUAAAGACCAAAAUGCCCUCCAACAGUAAUUAAUAAAAAAAAAUUAAAAUUAAUAUGUUUAAAAAAGUUGAGGGCAUUUAUGUCUUUUUACGAAUUAAACUGAUGGAAGGGGGCAAAGUGUGUAAAGUUGGUAGUUGGAUGCUCUCUUUUGGUCGAGGUGUCAGUUCAUGAGGGCAUAUUGACAAUGACUGGUAGUUGAUGGGAAAAAAGGUAAUUACCCUUAAAAAUUAGAUUCCUGUUUCAUGUCCUACAGUAGUAUGUUGUUUUCUAGUAUAUAUAUGUAAAUUCAAAUUACAACUUCUGUAACUUAUGAAUUAGAUUCAUGUUUCAUGUACUACAGUAGUAUGUUGUUUAUAUAUAUAUAUAUAUAUUAUUUCAUGUUCCUGUUAUGGCAUAGAUUUUCCACAUA